Molecule: messenger RNA, 5528 nt
Organism: Babjeviella inositovora NRRL Y-12698
Lineage: Eukaryota; Fungi; Ascomycota; Pichiomycetes; Serinales
Gene: ECM29
Product: Ecm29p
Exons: 1
Coding region: 21-5456 (1811 amino acids)
Biological process (GO): proteasome assembly
Cellular component (GO): nucleus; cytoplasm
Molecular function (GO): molecular adaptor activity
Source: RefSeq, a predicted model, not a curated record
AUUCAGUCACCACAGCAAUUAUGGACGCGGAACUUCUGUUGAUCGACAAGGUCGAGCUCCGCAUUGCCUUAGCUGCUACAGCGCUGCAAUUUGAAGCGGCCAUAAAGGUGUACUUGUCACCGCUUUUGCUCAAACUCGCCAGCCCGCACGCUCCCGUUCGCCAGCAGAUUCUCCAGACCAUCCAGCACUUGGUCACACGGAUCAACGCGUACCCAGAGAUCCAACUCCCAGUUUCCGCCCUAAUGGCCCAGGUCAAGGCGCCGUCGGUCCCCGCUGGCGCCGACGCCUACACCGUUCGGAUCUACUCGCUUUUGUUCAUUUCCCGCGGCAUUGACCGCAUGUCCCCCCUGGAGAUGACGGAAUUCCUCCCAGAGUUGGUCAAAGGCAUUAGUCUGUUCACCCAGCCGGUAGUUGCUGCGCGGAUCUUCAGCUGUGUGUGUAAAAUUCUCGUUGCGGUGACGCCCCCCCAACAAGCAUCCAUUGAAGCUCACGCCUUGAGAGCAGCCUUUGUGUUUGAUGACACUCCUGAAGAUGAAUCCCUCUUGUGUGGCUGGUUGACCAAGUUGUUUUUGUUACAACCAGCGCCUGGAGAUAAGAGCUACCCCUGCCCCGGGUUGCUGGCCACCGACGUGGCCUUCCUCACCCAGGACGCUGGGGUGAGCUUUACCAGCGACUUGCUCACCGAAUACAAGCGUCAAAUCCUCGCUUUUGUGGCCUGCGGAUGCUUCAAGGACUCGGAGAUCCAGACAUUGGUAGUGAUUGCCACCGUAGACGGCUCGUCCUCGAUUAACGACCUCGCUGAUACGGUAAUCCGCAAGCUUUCCAUUGGAUAUGAGAGCCGUGCGCUAAUCUCAUCGUUGUUUGCGCUCUUCCUCGGCAACGCGACGCAACCAGCGGUGAAACCCACGCUCCAAGCGCGGAUAUUGGCAGUUUUGUGUCAGAGUAAGCUUGCCGCACACCACCCCGACGUCUCAAGGGUCUCCUCCAUCGGUCUCAACUCGGAUUACACCAGGUUGAAACAGAAUACUGUACUGUUUGUCAAGUGGGUCGCACAGAGUAUUGGGGAGAUUGACGAUCCCUUCUACGUCAGCAUUGCGGCCCAGUUGAAGCAGAACCUCUUGGCCGAGGGUUGGCCGCAAAUGGACACAUCCGUGGUCAAAAACUACAGCGGGGCUAUAGCUCAGAGACGGUCCCAGUACGAGGCCCUCGGGAGCAUCUUGAAGCGCCAGCCAGGGCUUCUCCAAGAACUGUCGUUGCUGUACUUGGGCUUUCUCUUUGACUCGCUUGCCGGCGACACCGCUGAGUUACGUCUGACCAUCCAGGACAGUUUGUCCGGCUUGACCGUCCAUUUACCUGGUCUUCCCGCCCCCUUGAAAGCCCAGCUAAAGACCAUGUUGGGGGACUAUCUCAUCACUGCCUCUGGCGAUGCGGAUGCUCUCUCCUCUCUCCGCUAUGUUGCUAUCAAAUACGUCAAUUGCGCCUUUUCCUUUGAUGAUGCCGAGGCCAGAAUGCUCUGCAUUUUCGGCUGCUCGAGCCAGAACCGAGCCGACAUCAUCGAGGAAGCCUCGAAGGGCCUCCACCCGUACUGGUUCAACAUCUUGCAAUCGUCCAACACCACCGAGUUCCGUUCGACCCCCGCGUUGUUGGGCAGCCAGAACACCCUCGGCUUCCCGCGUUUUGUAGAGAUGGUGGAUGUCUUAUUGGCUUCCAAACACGCGUUGCGCUUCGCGAUGGAUCGUGCGGUGGAGUUCGUUGUCCGCAGCUUGGUCAUGGAGGCGAUCCAAGGCCGGACCACCGUCGUGGUUCCCGACCAGGAGUGGGAAAUCCGUGUGGACAAGGCCCUUGAGUUUGACGAGACGGUGAAUGGUCUUCUCCGUGUGCGUCUCAACGAGGACGACCCAAUGGAUGGCCUGUCUCUGGAGUUGGCAUUGUUUUUAUCGUUGAUUGUAGAUGAAUUCACCUUGACAGCAAAUGUUUUCCAAGGAAGCAACGCUAGCUUUGGCAGAAUCUUUACCAAGUUGGCCUCGCUUGUGCCUGAUGCUACGGUUGCGAUGUUUUUGCCAGAUAUCACUCGCUUCGAGGCCGUCAGGAGGGCCACCACCCUGGAAGCUGUCGUCCAGUACGCGGCCAAGGCCGUGGCGGUCGUAGGCUCACAUCCCUCCAACCCGGACUCUUGUGUUACUGACCUCAUAGAGUCUUUAGUGCAGCCGGAGCUGACAUCCAAGGGGGAUCUCUUGGUGCUUGGGGGGUUGGUUGCGCGGUUGACCCUCCGCGGCCGCGUCGUUUCCGUGUUGCCUCGCGUCUUGGACGUCAUCCUCGCGGCCUUGGCCAACCCAAAGCUUUACGAAACAGCCUUGGAAGCUGUUUCUCAACUAGCUAUGCUUGGGUCACUCAGCUUGCCCGAGGCACUAGGCUUCUGGACCGCUGCCGUGGCCGUCAUCGAGCCGCGGGUGCGGAAAUUGGACGAAAAGUCAACGCUUACCUGGGCAUACCUCGCUAUCGCCCAGCCAGAGGCGUCAGAGUCACCGUUUGAAUCCGUUUUAUAUUCCACCCAUGUUUCAAAACAGGUGGAGUACUUGUUCACCAGCGGUGAGGCCUUUGCUAUCGUGGCGGCCGGCUGGGACGCCAAGAUUCUCGCACAAAAGACGGAUAUCCAGGGUAAACCGGCUCUCGUUCCGUCCCGGGGCACUCGCUUGCCUCUCAUCCUCCUCCUGGUGAUGAAGGCGUGCCUCGAAACCAAGCCAGCGUUGCGUAAGGCCGGCUGCAUCUGGCUCUUGUCGCUUGUGCAGUACUGCGGGCACUUGCCUGCGGUCCAGCUGAAGGCGGCAGAUAUCCAUCUCGUGUUCAUGCGCUUCCUCGCGGACCGAGACGAGUUGGUCCAGGAGUCUGCCUCGCGAGGGUUGAGCAUUGUCUACGAAAUGGGGGAUGCAGAGCUCAAGGACACGUUGGUCCGUGGUUUGCUCAAGUCGUUUACCGACUCCACCACGUCCUCCUUCACCUCUGGGUCUGUUUCCCACGACACCGAACUUUUCGAGCCCGGCGUGAUGAACACGAAUGAUGGAUCGGUUUCGACCUACAAAGAUAUCCUCAACUUGGCGUCGGAGGUCGGAGAUCCAAGUUUGGUGUACAAGUUCAUGUCUCUUGCAAAGAAUUCGGCCCUUUGGUCCUCCCGCAAGGGUAUUGCCUUUGGCCUCGGCUCGAUUCUCUCAAAGUCUGCGUUGGACGACCUCCUUGUCAAGGACUCCCGUCUCUCGUCACGGCUCAUACCGAAGCUCUAUCGCUACCGGUUCGACCCCAACACUUCUGUGGCCAAGUCCAUGGGUGAUAUUUGGAACCUGUUGAUCGCCGACAGCACUCGUGCGGUCACAGACAACUACGAGGAAAUUUUGGCUGAUCUCUUGAAGAGCAUGGGCCACAAGGAGUGGCGUGUGCGCCAGGCGGCCACUGCGGCGUUGAUUGAGUUGCUCCAGACGGUGCCGUUGGAGACGUACGAGCCGCAGUUGGAAGAGAUCUGGCAGAUGGGAUUUCGUGCGAUUGACGAUAUCAAAGAGAGCGUCCGGAAGGAGGGGAACCGCUUGACCCGGAGCUUGACCACCACAUUGGUCAGAAGCAUUGACGUCGACCACGGGGCGUCGCAGCUGCGUGCAAGCUCUGUGCUCGGCAAGCUCAUUCCGUUCUUGCUCGGGGGUAAGGGCUUGCUCGGGGACGCGGAGGAGGUGCGUAAUUUUGCGUUAGAGACGAUUUUGAAGUUGUGCACAAAGACCGGCUCGGCGAUCAAGCCGUUUAUUCCAACGUUGCUUGAGCAGAUGGUUGUGCUCAUGUCGACGUUGGAACCCCAGAUUGUGAACUAUCUCGCGUUGAACGCCGACAAGUACAACGUGAGGGCGUCGGAUCUUGAUGCCAAGAGGUUGCAGAGCGUGGGGCAUUCUCCCAUUAUCGAGGCGAUGGAGCGGUUGCUUGACCUUGUGGAUGAUUCCACGAUGGAGCAGGUGGUACCGGCGGUGGUUUCGGCCAUCAAGCGGUCGAUCGGGUUGCCCUCCAAGGCUGCCGGGAGCCGGAUCAUGGCCACGCUAGUGUUGAAACACCACAUGCUGACAAAGCCCUACGGGGAUGUGUUGCUCAAGACUGCGAUCGGGCAGAUCGGCGACCGAAACGACACCAUUGCGUCGUCCUACGCAACGGCUGCUGGAUAUUUGUGCCGUAUUGCCUCGGUGGACCUCACGCUCCGCUUGGCAAAGAAGCUCCAGACCAUGUACUUUGAGGGAGAUGACAGAACGCGAAUGGUUGCGGGGAUCGCCAGCGAGGCGGUGAGCAAGUACUCUGGCGACCGGUUUGCCAGUCUCGCGGCGGCGUUCUUGCCGUUGGCGUAUAUCGCCAAGAACGACCCUGAGGAGGGUGUGAGUGAACCGUUUUCCCGCGAGUGGGCAGACAACACAUCUGGAAACGGUGCCAUCCGGCUCUACUUGUCGGAAAUCACCGAGCUUAUCCAGGCGAACUUGACAUCCCAGCUGUACUUGAUUCGGAAGGUUGUUUCGCAGGCCAUUGCCGGGGUCUGUGCCGCCUUCAGUGAUUCUUCUGUGGAUGUGGCGAGCGUGGGCGAGAAGAAUAUGGCCCAGCUCUUCACGGUGUUGUUGGAGGCGUGCAAGGGGCGUUCCUGGGCUGGAAAAGAGCACGUGUUGGAUGCCUUGGUGUCGCUUGCAAUCAAGUUCCAGGCAUACGUGGAGAUCCAACCGGCAUUGGGGGAGGCCAUUGCUCGCACAGUGUUGGUGGAAGCUAAGCGAAAGAACCGCGCCUACGCGAAGCAUGCGAUCAAAAGUUUGGGGCGGUAUCUUGGGGUAUACCAGGACGAGGUGGAUGAAUACAUUGAAAUUGUCACUGCUGCGUUGGACGAUGAAUACUAUGAGGACGAGUCGGAUGACGAAGAGACAAAGCCGAGCAACAAGUCUUCGCAGAGGAAUCUUUUGCGCGAAGAGGAGCGUUUGGAGCUUGUCAGGUCGCUUGUGGCAGCCUUUGCGGUGUCGCCCCAUGGGGACAUACAUGCCGAGCUUUUUGUGGUGGUGUUGCAGUCUUUGACAAAGAUUUUUGCGUCGUCGCUUGUCAUCCCCACGUGGAAGUCCGAGCUUGUCGCCGUUGAGGGCUUGCACGCUGUAGCCCAGCGUGUAUUGUCCCAGUCGCAGCACGUGGAGCUUACCCCGAAACAUGUGGAGACAUUCGUGACUACGUGGAAGCAGUUGCUUGAGGUUGCUGGGAGGGACAAGGACAUAGAGAAUGUCCGUGUGCAGUUUUACAAGGCCACCGCUGCGUGGUUGAGAUUGUUUGCGUCCGAGCUUUGUCUGGUGGAUGCAGCGGCCUUUGAGGCGGUGGUGAGGGAUACCGUGGGCGACGCAAUGGCCAACGAGACAUCAAAUUUAGUCCGCCAUGAGUUGGAAAAGAUCCAGGAAUGGCAGACCGAAUGAAUGGAGUAACAUAGCUUGGGGUUUGAGACCGAAGGGAUGAUUACAUUUAUGGGGGGGGGGGGGGGGGGGGGG